AUGGAACCGAUACAACCACAAACUAUAAUAAAUAAAGCGAAACCUUACUUCCUGGAUCAAAUCGGUGACACUCUUCAAGGUGAUUUAGAUAUGAACAAUUUUAGCAUAACUAAUUUAAAGUCUCCGGACAACGGUAAUGAUGCCAUUCACAAGAAAUAUUUAAUGGAACAAUUAAAUUUAAUUGAAGUAAAUAAAGAACAUUUAAAAGAAAGAAUAAGCGAUGUGAAAAGAUUCUUCAAACGUCAACUAAAUAAUAAAGAUUUUAUUGAUGAUACUAAAUUACAACAAGUAACAAGUUUAAAAAAUUUUAUUCAACAACAAUUAGUCAAUGUAGUAGAUAAAACUCAAUUACAAAAUUUAAGUUCAUUAAUAUCUAAUUUAGAUGAUAAGAUUACAAAGCAAAAAAUAGAUCUUAAACAACUAAUAGAUAAUAUUAAUCCAGGUAUAAAUGAAGAUAAAUUGCAACGGGAAUUAACUAAAUUUAAAACUGAAUUACAAAAAGAACUAACAAAUAUUCAACAACAAAUACAAAACAUAGACGAAAUCAAAACCUAUAUUCAACAACAAAUACAGAACAUUGAUGAUAGUGUUAUUCAACAACAGAUAACCACUAUCAAUAACCUAGUUUUAAAACAGGAUAAAAAUAUACUCGCAUUAGAAAAAAAGUUUCUCAAGAAAGAAUCAUAUUAUUUCAAACUUCCAUUUGGAAGUUUGAGAGAUUUCGAUGCUUCUAUAACUGAUAAUAUUGAUAAAUCAAAAGACUAUGAAUAUAAAAAAUUUGGAUUUACAGCAAAUAUAAGAGUAUAUUCUCUUUCAGGUGCUAUUAAAUACCCCCAAAAAAUUUUUGAUUUAAAUUAUUUUAAUAUGGAUACUUAUACUUUUAAAGGAAAACUUAUAAUUGAAAUUAAUUUUCCCAUCCAGGUAAAAGUUAAUACAUUAAUCUUCACACAAAACGCAUAUUUUUUUAAUAAAAAAUUUAACGCUCUUAAAGUUCUUCAGUUUAUCAAUGGUACAAAAAAUGUAGAAACUAAAGAAUUAGAAAUUAAGGAUGAAAACAGCAAGAGUGAACGCUUAUAUGAAAUUAAAACGAGUGGAAAAUAUAUAGAUAGGUUUAGAAUGUUAAUCAUACCAGAUAAAGAAAAUAAAAGUGUUCUUGGUUUGAGUGAUUUUGAUAUGAUAUUGGAAACGGAAAAUCCACCAUCAAUGAAUAUUAUUAGAAAUCCAGAACCAGAAAAAAAAGAUGUAAUCGGUUAUGAGUUUUUACGAGCAACAGACUUUGAAUACGUAAAACUAUAUUUUGUUGAUGAUAAUGGUAAAUUUAGCUCAAUUGAUAUUCAUAAAAGUCAAGAUAAUAUAGUUUUUAUAAUACCAACAAUAAGAGAUGUUGUAUAUGUUUAUAUAAUAAUCUUUAUUGAAAAACCAAAAUUUUCAGUUCAUCUGAAUAAGAUUAAUGAUUCGAAAGAACAAAUAUCGUUAGUAACUGUAAAAGUUUUUAUUGAAGAUAGUAAAUACAAAGUAUUUUUAUCAGAAAUUCACUUAAUUUAA
Messenger RNA from Lottia gigantea (owl limpet), 1545 nucleotides. RefSeq lists its product as hypothetical. The record is from RefSeq and is a predicted model, not a curated record. The transcript has a single exon. NCBI's taxonomy places the organism in Eukaryota, Metazoa, Mollusca, Gastropoda, Lottiidae. The coding region runs from base 1 to 1545 and encodes 514 amino acids.